This is a messenger RNA of Spirometra erinaceieuropaei, 1338 nucleotides long. The record is from the annotation of a GenBank genome assembly. Lineage: Eukaryota; Metazoa; Platyhelminthes; Cestoda; Diphyllobothriidea; Diphyllobothriidae.
AUGUCGUUCAGAUCAGGCUUCACGGGCGGCUCGUCCGACAUUCCGCCCUCGGCCAGGUUCUCAGAGGCCUCAAAACGCCUAGCAAAGUCUUAUUACCCGUACAUCUAUGUGGAUAAAAGACGAAUGUCGAAGCCCGUGGUGGAUUUACAGGCUGCGUUGGAAGUAUGCGCGGACUCGCUAGAUGAAUUUGAAAAGGUCUCGGCAGACAUUGAGAGUCUACGUUUUGCCAUGUAUGGUCUGGAGCAGGCCCUGUCGCGGGCAAUCACUGAACUUAUUGUCAUUCGAGAAGAAGUGGCCGAUCUCAUGGCCUCCCUAAAGGAUACAGAGAAGUUUAACCUUCGUCUCUUUGACCAACUCAUUUCCCUCGACAAGUGUAUGCAGGCUGGGAUAGAGUCUGGGCAAUCCAACCUGAGUAAAGCGAAGAACAGUCACACCGCCCAGGCCUCCAAUGUUGACCGAUACCGGAUUCCAAAGAGCACUAAGGAGACCCUGGAAGUGGCCCUUGGAGCGCCAACACCAGCAAUGAAGGGCUCUUCGGAUAUAAGCUACGUGAUGGGAGGGACGCCGGCUGAGCAAGGACGUCCUGAGUGGAUUACCAAACUGCAACGCGAACUUUCCCACAGACAUGCUGAAUUCAGCUUCCUGGUCAUCGGUCUCUGGACCGAAGGCAUCUACGACAAUCAUGAGUUGGUUGCCAACGAGCCGACUGGAUGCUUUAAAAAACCCAAGAGCAUGGACGGACUGGUGGCAAAUGAUGCCAGAGGUCUUCUCUACGCCAAUAAGGGCAAAAUUGAAGAUGCUCCCGCCACUCUUAGUAUUAUUGCCACCAAGGUGCAGGACAUAGGAACGCGCAUCUUCGAGGAACUGGGUCGUUUGAAGAAGGAGCUCGAGGACACCAAGACCCGCCAUCACGAACUUACAAUGGAGUUGGCAAAUCGAAGGAAACAGCUAGUGGAGAGCCUACUGGCCACCCACAGCGCUGUUCAAACUCUUCUUGACAUGGAUGAGGCUAAUGAUGCGUUGGUGGGCAAACUUAUUAAGACACGUCCGCUGUUUGCCGAGUUGCAUCAGGCCCUUCUGAAUGGUGACCUCAACAGCGAAACGGAUAUUACCGAGGGCAAGUAUCAGCUGCUGCCGGAAGUCCUCGGCAAGGACGGUUGGGCGCAGUUGCUUGACAGUCUUGGAGCUGUGCGUCUGCCGCAGAACCACAACGGCAGCAACCAGAACGCCGCUCUGGUGUCCAGCGAGCCGUAUCUAGGACUGUUGGAUAGCCCAGUCCCCUCAGAUUCACCCUUGAUUGCAACUAAAAGGCGCCUCUUCCGAAGGCGACUACGGUAG